CUCUUCCCCAUAUAAUACCUCUUCAUUCGCCAUCGCGUGCGGGCUGAAAUGGAAUUAUUUCUGCGUUUAAUUGUGAUUGCCGUUAAGGCAAUCGCCCUGAUAGUCGGACCGCUGCUGGACAGAUUCUGGUACCCGCCGAAAGCACAAGAAACCCUGUUGCCGCCCAUAAGGAAUCGCCUGCUUACGCUGAGCGUCCAGGAGCUGCGCAAACGUCUGCGUACGCGACAGUUGACUUCCGUGGAACUCGUUAAGGCCUACAUAGAACGGAUAGAGGCGGUCAAUCCUCAUUUGAAUGCUUUGGUCGAGUCUCGUUUUCCCGAAGCUCUGCAGGAAGCAGCGUCGGCUGAUGACCUCAUAGCCCGUUCGAACGAUGUGGAGAAGCUGUUCAAAGAUCGCCCCCUCCUGGGACUUCCCCUAACAGUGAAAGAAUCUUGUGCCCUGGGCGGCAUGACCUUUGCCGUGGGAAGUUUGGCCAGAAGGAAUGUGAAAGCGCAGGACGAUGGCGUCGCCGUGAAGCGCAUUCGUUCUGCGGGAGCCAUUCCAUUGCUGGUCUCUGCCACGCCCGAGUACUGCUUCAGCAUUGAGACGGACACCUUGCUCAAUGGCCGCUGCCUCAAUCCGUACGACUUUGAGCGCACACCCGGUGGCAGUUCUGGAGGUGAGGGCUCCUUAAAUGCCGCUGGCGCCUCCCUCUUCGGCAUCGGCUCAGACAUUGGCGGCUCCAUUCGCAUCCCGAGUCUAUACUGCGGCAUCUUUGGCCACAAGCCGUCCGGCGGAGUGGUAUCCGUGGGCGGUCAUUUCCCCAACUCGAUCGCCGAGGAUUUUGAGCAAUAUCUGGUGGAGGGACCCAUCAGUCGCUUCGCCGUGGAUCUACCUGAUCUCCUCGAGGUGAUGGCUGGCAGCGAGAAGGCAGCCACACUGCGCUUGAGGGAACCCUUCCAGUUAAGCCAACUGAAGAUCCACUAUGCCAUGGGGUUCGAGGGCAUCAACGGAUGGAUGCAUCAGUCGGUGGAGGGGGAGAUCCAAAACGCAAUUCGCAAGGCUGUGGUGCACUUGAAAGCCCUCGGCCUGGAUGUGCAACGCGCCAAGCUUCCAAACCUCGGCAACUCCAUGGAGAUGGCCCUGGCCGGGAUUGCAGGCAUGCACCAGAUGGACUACCUGCUGGAGGCCGAGCCAACGGAGGGGUCGGGCAAAGUGCGCGAGACUCUGGGCGAACUGUUUCGCAGCAUCCGCGGUCAGUCGAGUUACACAACCAACGCCCUGAUCUUUGAGCUUAUGCGCCGCUGCCAGGCGUUUGUGGGAAGACCUCAAAUGGAACAAUACCAUGCGGAGUCCAGGGCGCUCAUUGGAGAGUUCAGUACAUUUCUAGGGGAGAACGGGGUUCUCCUAUUCCCCACCAUGAGCUCGCCGGCCGCCAGGCACAAGUGGACGGUUUUGCCGUUGUGGGGCAUCGACUACACCCUGAUCUUCAACGUUCUCGGCCUGCCGGUCACGCAUGUGCCAGUCGGAGUUAAUAAACAGGGCCUGCCUAUAGGAUUCUCCGUAAUUGCGGCGCCCCAUCAGGAUCGCUUGUGUCUGCACCUGGCCGUGGAAUUGGAGAGGGCCUUUGGCGGUUGGCAGCCACCCACUCCACACGAGUUUGAUGAUUAAAUGAACGUUGAGAAAGACCUCUUUGAAUAUCCAUCGAAACACAGUUUCUGUCCCAAUGGUGGAUGAAAUUAAACCAAUAGCAAUAUAUGCUGGAAUAUGGCAUCUUCUCGUAUUCCUGGGAUCUCGCGUUAUCAGGAUAUUUAGAGAGCCACAUGGCUGUAAUAUGAAACAGGCAGGUAAAAAAAACGCAAAAGUAAAAUACAUAAUUCCAGUUACAACCAGUUAAAACUAUUAAAUAAACUGAACAAUAAAACAUAGAGUACAGGGA
Molecule: messenger RNA, 1918 nt
Organism: Drosophila pseudoobscura
Lineage: Eukaryota; Metazoa; Arthropoda; Insecta; Diptera; Drosophilidae
Product: fatty-acid amide hydrolase 2-A
Exons: 4
Coding region: 49-1650 (533 amino acids)
Cellular component (GO): endomembrane system
Source: RefSeq, a predicted model, not a curated record